GGAGCACAGUCGCCGAAUUGCCACUACGACAUCUACGCGUAUUUUUGUCGAAACAUUCGUCUGCGUGAAUAGAACGCGGGUGAUAUUGCGAAAUAAUCGUGUGUUUCUGUGUUCGUUUAUGCUGUUUGUGUUAUAAUAUGUGUGGAAUGGUGAUUUAGUGGUGUGUAACGUGCAAGGACUUUAGGGUAACAAUGUCUAGCAGUUGACAUGUUUAUCUGUGUCGUGUGUGAAGAUUUUCCCUUCGCGUGAGGAGGUGCGGUGCGUUAGUGUGCGCGGUAGUGGCUAGUGUGAGUGCCGCGGCCGUGGUUACGCGAGGAUCCAAUGAUGGAUUGCAUUUCCUGGGAUGUAUAGGAUGUAAACACCAACGUCGGUCAAUGAACAACAACUCUCAUAUGACCACAACAGACAAUGCGGUCACAAGCUGCAAAACCCUUACCGAAGAAGGGAGCUUUAGGAAAGACGUCGUUCAAAGCGACUAAACAAGUAAAAAAACGUGCAUUGGCCCAAAAAAAAGUCAAAGCAUCUCCGAAAUCUGUGGUGAAGAAUUCUAAAAAGCUUUCUGGGGACAAUGAAGCCACCAGUAAAAUUGAUGGAGAUGCUUCUGCCAAAGAAAAAAAUAACCCUUCACCUGAAACAGCUAAAGUUGAAUCUUGUAAGCCAAACACAUCCAGGGAAACAAAAGAAAAGGCUAAGGCUUCACCAAAAAAAGUUGUUUCUAAAAGACCUGUUCAAUUAAUUAAGAAAAGCAAACCUUCACCCAAGUUAAAAGUUAAUGAAAAAGACAAUGAUGAAGUUAAGUACAAAAUAAACUUAGAAGCAAUUAAAAAACCAUCGCCGAAAACACCGAAAAAUAAAUCUAACAAUAAAAAAGGAAAUGCAAGCCUAAAGAAAAAAACAGCUUCAGGCAAAGAAGGCGAUCAAGUGAAAGGAAUACCAGAAAAUGAAAACACUAGUAAUGCUGAAAAAAUAAAUAGUAAAGAUAAUUCAUACAACUCUAAUAAAGUAAUUGAGGAAAACCCUUGUUCGGUUCUUGAAACUAAAAAUGAAAAGAAGGAUGAGAAAACCUCAAUUGAAAAAACUGAACCUAAAAUUGCUGAAACACCAAUCCAAAAUGUUACAGCAAUCAACGUCAAAUCUAAUAGUCAAUCAGAUACACCAAAAGUCGAAACUGAGCGACCACCUAAGUUUUUCACUUCCAGUAGAUCGCCUCGAACAGUGGAUAUAGAUGUGAAAUGCUGCAAAAACUCAAAAGGCAAUUUAAGUGUAUCUGAGAGGUUUCUUUCCAUGAAAUGUGAAAGUAAAACUGACGAUAACAGCAAAGAAAAACCUUCAAAUAACCUUAUAUCCCAAGGCCCCGAUAUUGACGUUUAUACUUUCUCAGAGAAAGUUGAUUCACCAAAAAGUAUUCUAUCUGAUUUUAGGACUCCUGUAAAUAAAAACAUUGGUAGGGUGCGACCCAUUGCAAGGGUUAAAGGAACGGUAAUUGAUAAAAAAGCAGAUUCGGAAAGAAAAAAGUUUUCUCCUCAUAGACCUAUUGAAGAAGUUGUCAAACAGCUGAAAGCUAAUAAACGUUCUGAAGAUGUAAUCAGCCAUACAAAUACAAAUUAUGAAUCUUCAAGUUUAGAUUUCGGAGUGUUUGAUAAUGAAAAAAAGGCCGAAGAAAAACCACCGAUAGUAAGUAAAUCUUACAAAAUGGUUGCAAGAAAGUCUAGUAUAACAGGUCAGCCAUUUAGUCCAAUACAAUUUCCUGAUCAAGAAGAGUCUCCAAAAAAAGAAAGUAACAAUCAAGUCAAAGCCAGUAAUGUAAAGAAGAAUGUAAGUAAAACUAAGAAGCAACAAAAGAAACGUUCUUUAUCGGAUGAUGACAUAAAUACCUCUACCUUCUCUCUUAAUACUAAGUCUUUUCAUUAUACUUCCUCUGACGAAAGUGUGAGUGAAUCAAAUGAUGACAAUGACAAUAAUGAGUCUUCAGAGUCAGAUAACAAUAAAAAUAAAAGGACAAAGAAUAAAAAAUACAAAAGAAUAACAGAUAGUGCAAAAAAGUCAACUUCAAAGGAACUAAAAGAGCUUUCAAAAGAUUCCUUAAUUGAUUUAAAAGAUACGUCAGCAUUACUAGGAAAUGAAAAGCCUAGCAAAAGGCGCCUAAAGUUAUUAUCAAUGUGGUCAGGUCCUAAGAAACAUAGGAUGGCAUCAUUAAAUGCCCUAGCGAAGGUACAUUGUUUAUAUGAAAACGAAAGUAGAACCCAUAUGGAAUUGGGUCUUAUGAAAACAGUUGAUAGACAAGUUAUUCCAAGUACAUCGAAGGCUAAUUUUUCCCUUAAAAAGAAAGACAAUAAAUCAAAAGACUCUGAGAAACAAGAAAGUACAUCAGAAUCAGAGUACGAAAAUAAAAGGGAAAAAGAAAAAGAUAGUUCUGAUAGUUCUGAUGAUAGUAUACCUCAGAGAACGUUACGUGGUGUUCCUGGAAUAAGGAGUGCUGGCAUGUAUUGGGACCCAAAAUCUUCAACUUCUUCUAGUGAAGACAGUGAAUUAGAGUCCAGAACUAAAAAAAGUUCAACGGAUAAAAAGAAGAUUACACCAAAAUCAUCUACUUCAAAUAAAUCUGAUUCCGAUAAACCCCCACCAAAGAUGAAGAAAACGGCUGGAGUUCCCGUUAAGAAAAAACGUAACAGAAAUGAAGUAGUUAUGGAUCUGAAAGACAUGGUCGUUCAAAAGAGAAUGGCUAGCUUGAAUGCUACCGCUAUCUUAGCGGCCAGCUACGAAAAACGUUCUCCAAAGUCAAGCAAAGAUGAGACAACCUCAGAUUCAUGUAGUGACGAAUCUUAUCUGUCGCAAAAGCCAAAAAACUUGCUUAGUUCCGGCGUGAAGUCGGAAUCAAAAAACGAAGAGACCGAAAAAGAAAGUGACGAUACUCAGGUUGCCGAUAAAAAGCAGAAAGUUGAGGUAAUCGUGAAUCAAGACACUGAUGUUACAAUUACCGGGGUGUACGCUACACAUCAUCACGAAGGGUUCUGUACCGUAUCAGGAAUGCAGUAUCGUAUUUCAUCAACUAGCCAUACUCAAACAACAGCGACGGCUAACUGCGAAAAGGAUGGAUGCCCACGAGAUGAAGGAUCUCGCUACACACCCCUAUCUGCACUAUCAUCGAUGCAGCCUCCUGCGGAACAUGCACAAACACAUCCUACGCCAGUGCCCGAACUGGGAGGAUUGGGUCGCCGAGCCGGUUGCUCCAGUGCAUUCUCCGCUCCGUCUCCAGCAGCUCAUCAUGACCCAGGAUACUAUCAGCCCGCGGGUCCGCUGAUAAAGGAGAGCAGCGCAGAUGCAGAACGAGCGCUUGCCAGAUAUCACCCGCCGCAUUACCACCCUCCGCAUCCACCUGUACUACAGCAGUAUGGACCAUAUUACCCAGCAGAGCUAUGUUACGGGCGGUACUAUCGACCGCCUGGACCCUACCACAUCCCGCCACCGCAACCUGAUGCACAGAUGGUAGGUGUAGGAAGCGAGCCGUACCCACCUCAGUAUUACGGCACGCCACCAUGUUAUCAACAUUCACCACAAAGGAUACCAUAUGUAGAGUACCGAGGAUGCCCGUGCCCAUUAAACGCGUGUCCAAAAAACGUCCUUAUUGGGCCCGCUACUGGUAAAGCCCCGACCGGUGGGGGCCCAGCGGACGUUCCUUCAGCUCUAGCUCCGCCCGGGGGCGCCUUCCGAUUGAAGGUGCGGGCGGGCGCGCUUGAAUCUGCUGCCGACAACCAUGGCAGCGGAAAGGAUCCUCCGUUAGAGCCGGAGCCACCAGAACCACCGAUGGCAGCGGAUGCGCCACAUCCCUGCCCUCUGCCAGCUAUUGGCGGAGCAUCACCCAAGCGCGAAAUGUACGAUGUGCGAGAAAACCUCCGCCUGACCGCUGAUGUCCCCGGACCGACCGAAGCUUUGGGACCGCCCUCACCGGCACGAGGGGCCUGCGCACCACAACCACCGCCAUCGGCUCCACGACGAGCCCGUCUUGGUAAAGCAAUGGCAAGGCGCUCGUUGGCAGGCGAAGACACCGGCCUACUCAUUUCAAACCCACAGUCAACUACAAUCAAUCAAGACGUGGAUGACGACGUUCUUGCUAUCUCACCACCCAUCUGCGCUCCAAUUGAUCUGUCCUCGUCUGACGAACGUUCGACACCUUUAGUGGAUGUUAAAAAAGAAAACGAGGGCCCUACAUAUGCAACGUCAAGAAAAACAGAUACACAAGCCCUCAGAGAGCACAACUCCACUACAGCCUUGAUUGAUGCCUUGGAUUCAACUGAUGCUGCUAAAGCUGUCAAACGAAGAUAUUCUAAACCAAAAUUGGAAAUAGAAAUGAAAGACGUACAACUCGAGGACGCUUGUAAAACUAACGGAAUCGGAGAACAUGUUAAACUUCAAAAGCGGCGUAAAGUUUCCGGUGAUCAAACAAACGUCCCACGAAUUGAGACGAUAACGAAGGAGCCCAAGAAAAAGUCGACACAAAAUAAAAGGAUGCAAAAAACUUCACCUGGAGAUAAAAAGGCUCACAAAAGAAAAUCGGAUACAAUACACACUGAGCCAAAGAAUAAAAAAUUAAUAAUUGACAAAGGAGUUAAUGAAGAUCUGCGCUUUGCAAAUAUAGCAGCAGUGCCCGAUGAUGAUCUUUGUAUGAAACCCAAAACAAAAAGUGCUUUAUUACUCGACAAUCUUAUUAAGAAAAACAGUAUUGAUAGGCUCGAUGCCAAGGCAUCAGAUACAAAGCUAAAUCCAGCUGAACUUUUCUUACCUCCAACCGACAAUGUUUCCCAAAAUUGUACAAAGAAAACUUUAAAUAUAAAUAAUAAUAUAGUAGAAAAUAGCGUUCCUGUUAAUGGUGUACAACCGAAGACUAUUGCAGCUGUCAGUCAACUAAUAGUAAAGAAACUAGCUAAUAAGACUGCAUGUAAAAUAGAAAAGGUUGAUUCCAAGAUCAUGCAUAACCUCAAGUCAGUAUUAUCAGCUCCCACCGAAGCUAUAAAUUUCAAGGAGGUCAAUAACACUUCUUUCAUGAACGGAGAAACAAAUAUCGAGAAAAGUAGUUUAAAUAUAUGUAUUGAAGAUGAAAAACCUAAAAUUGUAGAUAUUAAAGAAAAGUGUGAACAGAAAGACAUUAGUGUAAGUGUUAAUGAGAGUAAUAGCGCUGUUGAUGCUAUCAAACUAGCAAAAUCAAUCAAACCUGUAAAGACUAAGCCGUUACCAAAUUCUUUGGAACCGAUCUCUAAAUCGCUGACUACCGGUAAUGUUGAUGAAUCUCAAACGGCUAUGCCUAGCGAAUGUAAAGUCAAAAAUUCAGCAAACAUCGGUGAUAAAUUUGAAGAUAUAGAUAAAUCAUUGCCAAAACGAAGCAAAGUAUACACGGACAAAACAAACGGGGAAUUCAAGAGCAAGAAUGUUGAAAAUUUAGUUAAGUUGCUAACUUCGAAGAAAUUGGCGUCAAAGGCUACAGAAUUACUGGCUCCAGUUGAACAAAAAGACGAAGAAAUUACAAAAGAAAAAGAUGUUGCUACGCCGAAACGCUGCAAGUUAGUGGGAGAAAAGACAACCGGGGAAUCUAAAAGUAAAAAUGUUGAAAAGGUUGUCAAGUUACUCGUCUCAAAAAAGACAGUUAUAAAGACAGACGAAGCGUCGUUGGUUGUGGAAGACGCAUGUUCGUCGCCUGUUCCUAAUAUGAAGAAAACUCGCCGAAGACGCAGCGGAGGUCGACGUGUGCGACGAGUGGCAGCUCCAUUAAUAGCUCCUGACUUGCAGCCACGAACGCAGCCCAAAUGGAGCAAUGGAUGGAAUUGGGACGGCGAGGACUACAUAUCUAAGGUGUACCAAAAUAACGAUUCGCGACUAGAUCGCACGGCACGAUGCUGGCCGCGUAUGACGCACUUGAGUGGCGACCGAGUGUCCCGCGGAGACUGUGUCCUACUACGAGCGUCACUGAAACCGACUAACGAAGCUCAGCCCUACGUCGCUAGGAUAGCUAGCCUAUGGGAGGACCCUGAAAACGGGGAAAUGAUGGUGUCCCUGGUGUGGUACUACCGUCCUGAGCACACGGAGCGGGGCCGACAGGCUACCGACGCACCCGACGAGGUGUUCGCCUCGCGACACCGCGACGCUAACUCCGUAGCCUGCAUCGAGGAUAAGUGCUACGUGCUCACUUUUAACGAGUACUGCCGGUACAAGAAGCGGCUAAAGGCUGCUGAAGAAGGCAUCGUAAUGGGACCAUCGAUAGUACCGCCGUUGCCUGCCAGCGAAGUCACCCCAUUACUAGCGCCAAAUGACACCAAGCUGCCACCAACGGUGUCCCCCGAACUGGUACUCUUCUGUCGGAAGAUCUACGACUUCAGGUCGAAGAAAAUUCACGUGCCCAACAAAUGAACUAACUACCGGAACGUUUGGAUGUCGAUUUUACACGAUAAUGUCGGGCGCGAUGGACCUCAAGAUUUUUGUAACUAUUUUUGUCUACUUAGGAGUCAACACCAAAGCUUCGAGAUAAGUCUAUCGUCGGCAGUACUUCCCGGAGGAUAAGGAUCCUUCGCAACUUGUCGGAUAUGAUAAAUGUAUACUUUACAUAGUAGUGUCUCGUCAAACCCUAUAUUAGUACAAAGCCCGAUUCCCAGUAGUUGAGUGUGGCCAUUUUCUUUUUUGGAUAAUCGCCGAUCUGUCUUUCUGUUGCUUGUAUGUAUCGUAUCGUAGUGAUGUUUCUUGUAAUUAUAUUGAGUUGCGGAUUAUGUGACGAUUGAUGGUGGUGAUGAACUUUGAAAAUGGAUGCCUUUUUAUAAAACAUAAGUAGUUGUAAGUGAAUCAUGAAUGCAUAAUUGUGAAUAGCGAUGUUUAUUUUUGCUUCGGGAUUGAAGAAUUUAUGUAUUCUCAAUUCUGUAUGUAGAGGCAUUGAGUUAGUGUGGUAGAUGCUGACUUAACUCGUGUGUGACGUCUGACUGGAUGACUCGGUCUAACAUUAAGUUUUGUUCGGCGAAACGGAAAAGGCAUUUAUACGAUUUAAAUUAAUUUUAAUUUACUGUUACAUUGUUAUCUUCGUAGAGUCUAUAAUAAAUUAUUAAUUUAAUACAACAAUGCAAGUGCGCCAUGUUUUAUUAUGAAGCGAAUCGAUUUAGUAAUUCGCUUACUUAUUUUAGGUACAAUCUUGUGACGAAUUCUGUUAAAGAGUAAUAGAAAUAUACAAUACAAGUCAUUCGAAGGGUACCAACCCUUUAGUACCUUCAAAAUUAUUAUACAAAUUGGACAAUUUUAUGACUUAAAAUCUUUAAGACCAUGUUUAUACGUAAAAUAUACUAUUUCUUCUUGAUUUGGAAAGCAUAGGUAGUAUUCUACAUUUGCUUAGACUUUUUUGUAACAUUUAAUGAUCUACCUUCAUCACAUUAUCGUAAAAAAUACUUCUUUUUUUUUAACUGAACUUUUCCAUAAGUGCAUUAUUUUAUUAAUUCCAAUUUGAAAUACACAUUUUAUGUUCUCUGCAUUUGAGGAAUUGAUUUUUACCAAAUGUCUUUUACAACUGACCGACAGUUUAAAAAAAAAAGUGUUUUCCUUUAAUAUUUUGUCUUUAAAGACUGAUUUGCAAGAGCAGAGCACACAUUUUUUUACAAAAAAGGAAGUAUAACUGUAUUAGUAUAUAACUUUGAAAAAUGCAACUUGCGAAGUGUUUUUUUUUAUUUAUACUUUGUAUCAGCCAAUAUUUUACACUUAAAAAUAACAAGUGGGAUCAUUGUAACAUAUUUUUAAAUAUAAUAUUAGUGCAUAGAUGUAAACGAAAAAAAGUGUUGGACUAAAAGAGAUAUAUUGUAUGACUAUUAAUAGUGAAAAUCUCUUUAUCAUUAGAAUUUAUGUCUCAACACAACGCGUGAGCCAUCUGAUAUGGGGACGUGAGACGUACCAAAUAUUGGUAAUCCAAAUCAUGAGACUUCAUCAAACAUUUAUUAGUUUAUUUUACAUCAUGUGAACAUAAAUCUUAAUACGUUUGCGUUAAUUCUGUGUAUUAGGCCCAUAUUUUUAUGUAGAACAGAAAUUUAGAUUAUAUUUAGGAAUAUGUAAAUUUCCUGUGUGGGAAAUUUUAAAGGGCAUUUAAACUUAUGGGCUGAUAGUUCGUCCGCUCAAAUAAUUCGCAGUAUACACGCUACUCUGGUAAAUAUGUGAAAAAGAUAAAAAAGGUACAAUAUUUUAUCAUUUAGUACCUCAUUAAUUUAAACAUUUUACAUUGAAUACCAUCAAAAUCAAAAACUAAGUAGUAAUCAUUUUAAUUAGGUAUGCUAUUCGCGACGCACCAAUUUACACUGCUGGUGUACGGUACGUCGAGUCUUUGAAGGAGCCGACGCUCGCCUUUCGCCAAAGAGCCCAAACUAUUUGAGCCAGCGAACUAUAGAUAUGAAAUCAAGAAAGACUUCUUCUUAUCACUCAUGUUUCUAAACGGUGUACCAAGAAAAAAAUAUACUUAACCAGAGGCCCAGGGCUUUAGCCGCGUGUAUGUCUGCAUUCGUAGUACCUAUCUAAUGUUUAAUGCGAAAGGAUCUAUAUGGACAACGCAAAUAUGCGGCGUUGACACAUACUUUAAUGACAAGACAUGUGAUUUCUAUUAUAUACGCAAUAACAUUUGGGUGAUUCCGAGGAAUUUAAAGUGUGUUUUGUUUAUAAUAGAAUUCAUAUUUGUUAGUUACGUAUGAUAUAUGAACAAUGCGAUCAGCGGCUGCCAUUAAGAAGCCG
Pararge aegeria (speckled wood butterfly) is the source of this 8736-nucleotide messenger RNA. RefSeq lists its product as uncharacterized. The record is from RefSeq and is a predicted model, not a curated record. The transcript has 12 exons. The coding region runs from base 409 to 6399 and encodes 1996 amino acids. Gene Ontology annotation, molecular function: chromatin binding. NCBI's taxonomy places the organism in Eukaryota, Metazoa, Arthropoda, Insecta, Lepidoptera, Nymphalidae.